This is a messenger RNA of Eupeodes corollae, 946 nucleotides long. RefSeq names its product cilia- and flagella-associated protein 299-like. The record is from RefSeq and is a predicted model, not a curated record. The transcript is spliced from 2 exons. NCBI's taxonomy places the organism in Eukaryota, Metazoa, Arthropoda, Insecta, Diptera, Syrphidae. Bases 123 to 839 code for a protein of 238 amino acids.
AAAAAAAAAACAGCUCCAUGAAAAUACUAUAAAUUUUGUAAGUUUAAAAAGAUGUCAGUUCAAAAAUUAAGAUGAAAAUGAAUUGAGAAUUGUGUUGCUGUUCGAAAUAAUACAUUUCAACGAUGAACCCAAUUCACGAUGAUUUCCUCCUCGAAUGUGCAACCUAUGAAGAUUACCUAGACAUCUAUAUCACACGAAAUGAUUUGAGAUUCCUACGCAACAUCCGAUUCUGUAGGUUAUUGGUCGAGCUUGGAUAUCGAUCAACACAAGAAAUCUACACCCCUGAACAAUUUACUAUUCGAAAAGCCGCCGCCUACGAGGCCAUGUAUCCAAUUAAAAAAUCAUUAAUUUUAUUCCAUGAAGGCAUCGUAAUCACUGAUCCAGUUUUGUAUAAUUUAGCUAAAAGAGAAAAAUCAAAUUAUCAAAAAAUUCUUUCGACAAUUAUUUUCAUACGUCGUCGACAAAAGUCUGGAUUCGAAAUAUCUGGCUACAUUGAUUUUGAAAGUAGUUUAAAAAAGUCAAAUCUUAAAACUGAUGACUCAACAGAUUGGAGGGCGGUUUUUAAGAUGAAAACUCUCCUGCGACCUAAACCAACUGAUUUGAGUUAUCAUAACUCACGCUCGAAUGUGACGCUAUAUAAUGAAUCUGAUAACUUUGCGAUUAUAAGCGAUCAUGAUCGUGGAUUGGGCUUUAGACACAAAGGAGAUCGAAAAAAGUUCUUUAUAUCCCAAUGGCAUGAGUCUAGCAAAGGUGAUGCAAAUUCAAGCAGAACUAUGGUUUUUUCACCAAAGUAUGGUCAUGUGAUUUUGUAUGAUCAUUUAGUACGAAAAAAAGCAUAAAUAUAUUUAGAUUAAACCUCUGGCACUUUUAAGGGGCUUCCAUUGUUAAUUUUAAAUUUCAAUAUACAUUUUUUUUGGUGAAUAAAAGGAAUCAUUCUAGUUUAAAA